Molecule: messenger RNA, 993 nt
Organism: Cyclocybe aegerita
Lineage: Eukaryota; Fungi; Basidiomycota; Agaricomycetes; Agaricales; Hemipholiotaceae
Source: the annotation of a GenBank genome assembly
AUGUCUUUAGGUGGCUCAUUCUCACGCAGCCUCCCUCUCAUCGAAGACCUAUUUGGGUUGCUGAGCCUUGAGGACCAUGAUAGUGGUCCGUUAUAUACCGCCGCUGCUGUUGAAGAUCAAGACAUUUUCGACUGUCUCAUGAGCGGGGAUAUGGAAAGGUACCAGAAGCUUUUCCAACAGCGCUGUCCUAACGACAAUCCCGCGCUCCCCUUAUUUGCGAAAGAGAAUCUCUUUCUCUUUCCUACCGUUACGGCGUCGCCACCACCUUCACCGGACGGUAGUGACAUAUCUUUUGCACGAUACCAAGCCGAGGUGGCUCACAUAUUGUCUGCGGAUCCGCCAUUCGACGCUGCGACGACCGUCCACUUCUCUGAGACCGGAGAGCUCGUGUCUGGAGCCCGCUCGUCCUCUGAGCCCUCAAGUUCUGACUGGUAUGAGUCGGAAGAGAUGUCGGAUUCUCUGUUCUCUGGGCGACUGACCCCAAUCGAAAACUCGGACGAUGAAACCGACUCCGAUUAUAUUGUCGAGGAGUCGGAGUCUGCGGAGUCUGUGGCGCAUCACCAAAUUGGUGCAAAAGGCGCACCAUUGUCAGGAACAUCGAUCUUGACUUCGGCGACAUUGGCGACACUGUCGGCCGCAGUUAUUUCCAUAGCCCCGGAACCUGUACUGCUGCGGAAGAUGGCACCCUCGGAUAGGCUCCGCCCUGUCAAAAAGAUCAUAAAGAAAGAGACGUACUGGAAGGUCGUCUUCAAGACGGGCUACCCUAAGAUUUUGCAUUACUGCAACAACCGACUGUCCGUUCUCGCACCAUUCGGCCACGCAGGUCACCCGCCAUUGAAGGACUUUCACCGGGCAGACGUCCUUAGGCGCCACAAGAGGAGUGGGGAACACGGAAAGAAUUUUAGGCAGGCAUUCAGAGACAUCAGCUCCGGUCUGCACUUGCUGCUGGAGUUCGAUACCGAGUAUUUUGUGGAAUUGUCCGAGCUGGACUGA